UUCAUUUUACUUCAUUUCACUUCAUUCAGUCUUCAUUUUACCACUGAUCACAUUUACUUCAGUAGGUUUGAUCACAGUUGGGAACUACACUGGAAGUUGUCAUCACAUUUUUCCAAACGUCUUUCUGGUUUCUGGCAGAAGCUGAGAGCCAUGGCUCGUGGGCAGCAGAAGAUUCAGUCCCAGCAGAAAAACGCCAAAAAAGCGGCCGAGAAGAAGAAGGGCCAAGGCGCCGACCAGAAAACAGCGGCUAAAGCGGCGCUCGUCCACACCUGCCCCGUCUGCCGCACGCAGAUGCCCGACCCUAAGACCUUUAAGCAGCAUUUCGAGAGCAAACACCCCAAGUCUCCGAUGCCCCCUGAGCUGGCUGAUGUGCAGGCGUAAAGGACUGCUCCAUGGACCCUGGAACCGGAUCACCACAGAUGACUUUUUGAUCUGGAGAGACCACGUCGAACUCGAACACUGGUGACCCCUGCAGGCGGAGGAGAGACCUGCGGGUCGUGAUGGUCGUGCGUGUGUGCUGUGUGUGUACGUUUGUGAUUCUGUGAAAUUAAACUCAACGGAGGGGCAAAAGGACACCAGCUACACCACACUUUUAUAUUUAUUAUGUACAACUACCUUAUGUUUUCAUAGAAGGAGAGAGGGCCUGAUCCACUACCGCAGAAACGACCACACAGGGCUUACACAGAAAAUGGUUACUAGGUUUAUUUACACGCUUGAUUACUGAACGAUCGAUAUUUGACAAGUUUCCACCAAUUUGUACAGCAAAAUGUUUAGAAAUAGUCUAAAAAAUGUGCGUAUUUGAAGUCGUGAGAUCAUUUCCAACGUUAUAGGGUCCAAAAAAAGCAACGUACGAGUCAAGAAAUGUACAAAAAUUUUCACAAAAAUAGUUUAUUUACUUUAAUGUUGACAUGAAAUUUACUACUUUGGGACCAGACUAUUAUAAAAAUUCCCAAAACCUGUAUAGCUUGGUGGAAAAAACAACUGGCAACGGCACAAUUUGUAACAUGAAGUCUACUAAUAUGCAUAAAAUUUGACAUUUCUAAGUAUAAACAAAACAGUAUGAUACCCUCCGAAGAAAAGUAUUUAGUUCCUUUAACAUCAGCCAUCAUACAAUCGUAGUAUUCAUUGACUUUUUAGUUUAACAAUAAUAAUAAUAAACUCUGCUACUCUGUCCACUGCUGCUUCACAACUGUACCUCAGCAAAUCUUGUGUAUUUUUCUCUAGCUCGAACAUUACCUGCAAUAAAAUCAUCUUCGACAAUGUUAAAUUCAGCUGUUUGCAUUCCAAGCCCUAUUUUGUUUUUUUGUUUUUUUUUUUUGAAUGUUUCUUGAUAUAAAAACAUAUGAAGCCCCCCGAUAAUAAUGAGAAGAAAUUACCGUUAUUAGUCCCUAUAGUUUCAAUCAUGAGCAAGUAAAAUGUCCACUAAUUGAGUUCACUGUACUUUUUUUACCCUUUUGAAUAAACUCAAUGUAUUUAACAUGA
Messenger RNA from Boleophthalmus pectinirostris (great blue-spotted mudskipper), 1482 nucleotides. RefSeq names its product Zinc finger protein 706-like. The transcript is spliced from 4 exons. The record is from RefSeq and is a predicted model, not a curated record. Lineage: Eukaryota; Metazoa; Chordata; Actinopteri; Gobiiformes; Gobiidae. Bases 151 to 381 code for a protein of 76 amino acids.